Formica exsecta is the source of this 7510-nucleotide messenger RNA. RefSeq names its product MAP kinase-interacting serine/threonine-protein kinase 1-like. The transcript is spliced from 5 exons. Lineage: Eukaryota; Metazoa; Arthropoda; Insecta; Hymenoptera; Formicidae. The coding region runs from base 997 to 2571 and encodes 524 amino acids. The record is from RefSeq and is a predicted model, not a curated record. Gene Ontology annotation, molecular function: ATP binding; calcium/calmodulin-dependent protein kinase activity; calcium-dependent protein serine/threonine kinase activity. Gene Ontology annotation, biological process: peptidyl-serine phosphorylation; protein autophosphorylation; intracellular signal transduction. Gene Ontology annotation, cellular component: cytoplasm; nucleus.
GAAGUGUUAGUAAGCAGAGCGGCCAUCUUGUAGAGCUCAGUCGGGAACCAACUGUCGAACAGCGAGGAACGGAUGUGGAAGAGAGGCCAGAUGUGUUAGAUGAAGGGUUUUUAAUGCGCUUCCGAGCCCGAUUGCCGCUACGUGCGAGAAGUUGUGCGAUAGCGACGACGGAGCCACGACGACCACCGCGGGACUUUCGCGUGCGAAAAGGCCCGAUACAUCCGAUUAAAAACCUUUAGCAGAGGGGAAGCUGCGGAGGAGGCGGCGGCGGAGAAGGAGAAGGAGGAGGUAGCAGGUCACGGAGAAGGUUCUGGCGAGAGGCUGACGACGAGCUUAGCUUCUCAUCGACGGAAAGGCUUGGCCGCUUCUUGGCUGUAAGUAAGAAGGAGAGAGAGAGAGAGAGAGAGAGAGAGAGAGAGAGAGAGAUACACCAGCAGAGAGAAGAAUCGCGACGCCGAGAGACAGAAAGAGAAAGAGAGAGAGAGGGGAAAAAAAUCAGCGCGCGGAGGAGGAUGACCGACCGAGAGAAAGUGCAGUGUCAAAGUCUGUGAUAGUAUUUAUAAAAAAAGAAGAAAAAAAAAAAACGACAACAUCAGCACCUGUGAACGUGUCAUCGUCGUUCGCGUUAAAAGGAGGACGAACAACCCGCGCGGAUAUAUAGAGAGAUAGGCUUUAUAUAUUUAUUUAUAUCUGUGAUAUCGACACUGAUAUACAUCGACUUUCUUCGGGAGAAGAAAGAGAGGCGAAGACGAGUGUGAGAAAGAGAGAGAUCGCUCCGAAGGGAGAUUAUAUCAGUAUCUUAGUGGAUAGGCUUUUUUGUAUAUAUACUACUGACUCUUUUUUAUAAUUAUUGCCACAUCGGUGUGAAUUACGAGAGCACGGAAAACGUACGAUCCGACAGAUUUCUCGACAGUGAGCCCACCAGAAUAUUCUACGAUCUCUUUCCCGGACGUCAUUGUUCGACGAGAGCGAAGAGUACGUAAAGAGGAAGGAAACAUGGUGGAGAAGAUCCUAGAGGAGAGAGAGGACGGCACUCAGGAGGCCGGACGAGGCGAUGGCACCUGCCGGGAUGUAGCUUCGACGGGGGAGUCCAUGAGCGCGGUGCAAGCUCGUCAGGAAGAGGCGAGACGCAAGAGGCGCAGGAAGAGACGUUCUGGCUCAUCCGUAGUAUCCUCCUGCUUCCAAGAAUUAUACAAGCUGACCGGAGAAGUUCUCGGAGAGGGUGCUUACGCCUCGGUCCAGACCUGUACGUCCCUCUACACGGAUCUCGAGUACGCCGUGAAGAUCAUCGACAAGAUCCCCGGACACGCACGUGCCAGGGUGUUCAAGGAAGUCGAGACGUUCCACCAUUGCCAGGGCCACCCAAAUAUCAUACAGCUGAUCGAAUUCUUCGAGGACGAGGAGAAGUUCUACCUCGUAUUUGAGAAGAUCAACGGUGGCCAAUUGUUGAAUAGAAUUCAGGAACGGGUUCACUUCACCGAGAGAGAAGCGAGUCAAAUCGUCAAAGAGAUUGCGAGCGCGCUGGACUUUCUUCAUAAGAAAGGGAUCGCUCAUAGAGAUCUCAAGCCCGAGAACCUCUUAUGCGUGUAUCCGGACAAAUUGACGCCGAUCAAGGUAUGCGACUUUGAUCUUGGAUCAGGUAUCAAGUUCAACAACUCGCUGUCUAGUCCUGUGGCAACGCCGCAACUUUUGACGCCGGUGGGUAGCGCCGAGUUUAUGGCGCCGGAAGUAGUAGAGGCCUUCAUCGGCGAGGCCAAUUACUACGACAAACGUUGCGAUCUCUGGAGCCUCGGUGUCAUCAUGUACAUUCUGCUAUGCGGCUAUCCGCCCUUCUACGGGAACUGCGGCACCGAUUGCGGCUGGGGCAGGGGGGAGAAUUGUCAGGCCUGUCAAGAAUUGCUGUUCACCAGUAUUCAGGAGGGUAGAUACGAGUUUCCCGAUAGGGAGUGGAGAUGCAUCUCCGAGGAUGCGAAAGAUUUAAUCAGGGGCUUACUCGUCAAAGAGGCACACCAGAGGUUCAGCGCCGAUAGUAUUUUGAAACAUCUUUGGAUUAAUCCCGGACCGACUUCCGUCGAAACUGGCGAUCGAUCACUUACCACACCUCAUAUCAUAAGGAGAAACAACUCCGCUAGAGAACUCUCAGCAUUCGCUGAGUCCGCAAUGGCUGUGAAUCGUGUGGUACUUCAACAUUUCUCUCUAAACCUCGAGGAGCUGGCGGAGAACCGGGAACCCAGACUGUCUACAUCGUCGACUGAUGACGACAAUCAUCCGUACGGUCACAUAUCCGAUUCGAGCAGCGAAUUGUCCGAGAACAGCAAGCACUUGACGACGCAUUCCUCUAGCGAAUUUGAUGGUACGCGACAAAAGUCGUGCUCCGUGCGCUCUAGCGUGGACCUAAACGAUUCUAAGAUCAUUGGUAAGAAUCGCGUCAUAGGCAAGGAUUCGCUGCAGAAUUUGUUCGGGCUGUCACCGCCGACCGAGAGUCGUUUGAUGCAGCGCCGUUUGAAGGCACGCUCCGAUCUACUCGAACGUCAGACUGGUAAAGCGGUAAUUGCGUCUCCGAGUGGCUGAGAGGUUGCAGUAGUACCGCCGAUCGCUCUUUCUCAUUAUAGUAUCUCUUUGUAGUUACGAGGGCGCGAACGAUGUACAAUACUUUUUUCCAAUGGCUUAGGAAGCUAACGUGUAGCAUAAGUCGAGUCUCUGAUUCUGCGCGGAUAUAACAAGAAUAGGCUCAAUCCAUUUACGGUAGUGACGACAGCGAUAAUAAUCGAAUAAAAAGUAUUUUCGCCGCGAAAAUUGAUUGAAAAGAAAUAUCUCACAGUUAUCUUUUCUUUCUUUUCAGUAGCUGUAAGCUUCCUUUGUUUUAAACUUUCGUUUUUUUAGCAGACAGUUUGAUGACAACCAGAUUAUCUUUUUUUCCAAGAUAGAAUUCCAGUUGUCGCCUAUUAAUUGCAAAUUGAUUAAUAACGUGACAUUACAGUUGUAAUAUUACAUAGCAUACCUAUUCAAGUAAUAUAUAAAAAAUGUAAAAUAAGAGAUAUUUGUUUAGAAUGUAAAUCUUGAUUGUAAUAUAAUAUAUGCACUUGUAAGUGUGCAUUGAAACGUGCACGUACAUAAAGUGCGCGUUGUGGUACGUAAGGGAAACAUUUUACAUAAUCGGUGCAAAAAAAAUUAAGAUAAUUAUAUCGCAGUUUGACUUUGACAUUACGCGCGAAUAGGUCUUGGAAUUAAAAGCAAAUCUGAUUUCAUCAAACAUCGCGUAAUCUUCGCUGCGUGUUGCUCAUUAUUCACGCAGUCACAUAUUGUUACAUAUUGUACAGAGCUAUCUACACGACACGCGCAUCUAACGUUAUAUCACCAUCAUCCGCGGAUGGAAAAUCGACUUUCAAAUAUUUUACUCAUCCACAUGUCAACAUUUGUAUGCAAACGAGUCAACAUUGCAAAACAUCCCGAUGAUUCGGAAGUACAUUGAGCGUCGAUUCUGACGCAAUCUUAUCCUUUCGCUACAUACCAGACACGUACGUUAAAAGACAAAUACGCGCGUUCAUGUGUAGACAGAUUAUUAACAAAAAAGAAAAGAAGAAAGAGUGAAGAUCCUCGUGAUCGUGAUAGUUCGUGUGCUACUCUCACGCACGAAUGCUUUAUUACGUAAAUAUUCUUUUUUUUUUUUAUUUGUUCGCGAAUUCCCUUCAGUUAAAAAGAAUUCAAAAAAACAAAAAAAAAAACAAAAAAAAUCGAGACAACUGACGCAAGGCGAAAAGAUGUUCCUUUUACUGCUUUUUUGAUAUUGUUUCAAGUAUAUUCGAGCCAUAAUAUACAUAUAUAUGUAUAUAUAUAUAUCUUCGAACGGAAUAAACGAGUGAAUGUGUCUCAGCCCACAGGUGCAGAUUAUAGUUUGCUCAUAUAUAGAUUAAUAGAAACGCGAUAGAUCGUAAGUCAACGCAAGAUUUCAAAACGACAGUCAAAGAGUGGAAGCGCGAAAGUGGAUGAAAAGAGAGAAUGGCCGCUCUAGCUUCGUUUACAAUUUUGCAUUUUUGUGAUUAAAUCACGAGAUAACGUUUAUCGAUAAUAAUGUUACAUAUUUUCGUAGAGCUUUAUUGACCUUAAAAUUGUUUUAUAUUUAACGCUAACCCAACUCAUGAUAAUGCUUUAUAUAUUUUUUUCUACAAGUUAUUUGCAUUCUAAAUUUUUCUUCGUUCCGCUAUUAUUAUGCACGAGUUGAUACUUUUUUCUCUUGCUUUAUUGCGUGUUUUAAAGAGAAAAAAAUACAUAUGCAAAGAAUUUCUGUCAUUCACUUCUUGCUGAUGCGAUGGACCGAUUUUACUCAGGGCAGCUGGGAGACCGCUGCGUACGUUAUUCUACAUAAAUAUAUGCUCGUACAGUUUGAAAACUGGGAGAAAAUAUAAAGAGCUAUUUGUAUGUGUAAGAUUUACAGAGCGCAGGCCCUCCACAAUGUUAAUGUCAGCGAUUGCGUCAGCAUUCGCUUCAGGAUUUCGGGAUCUUGUAAUUUUGACAAAGAAGAGAGAGAAGAUUGGGAGGACUGCGAAUGUAUAAUAUGCGUUUGUAUAUUAUAAUUGCAUCAUUGGAAACUUUCUUAGAAAGUCAUUCGCUUGCUGUAGGCAGGUACGGCUUUUGUCAACUUCUGUCUUCUUUGUACUUUGUAAGUACUAAUAAGAUAAAAAUUAGUGUUUAUAGCGCUCGCGCGCGUAGAGAUAAUAUUUUAUAUAUAUGUAUGCACAUAUAUGUAUGUGUAUGUUUAUGUAUAUAUGUAUAUACAUAUAUAUGAAAAUCUCCGUGUAAAUAGAAGAGCUACGAUAUAGAGGUAUGGAAAGCAAUAUACAAUGGGGGCUCUCUUAUAUAAGAGAAAAUGUUGAAAGAUUAUAAUAUAUUUAUCGGCCUCUUUGCGCAAAGCUAAAAAAACACUUUGUUCCUCAGCCGUAGCAUGUCAGAAAUUAUCAAUCGUAAAAAUUAAUUUCUUCCUUGUCUUUUUCCUUUGUUUUGCGCAAAGUUCCAUACAAUAUACAACUCAUGUCAAGCAAUUAAGCGUACGCUCGAAAAGCUUCAAAAUUGUUCAUUAUCGUUUUUCUAUCGGAUCGCGAAACGAGAGAGAGAGAAAGAGAGAUUUUUUUUUUGUAUCGAGCGUGCGUGUGAAGUAUCGAUAUAGGCUCGAAUGUAUAAGUGAAUACUCUUCAAAAGAAAGAACGAAAGAGGAGAGAAGUAAUAUAUAUAAAUGUAAGAGAGUAUAUAAAAGUGUAUGGAGUGCAAAUGAAGCAAAUGUUGGAGUGUGCAGAACGUAAAGAAAAAAAUAUAAAAGGAAAAGAAAAAAAUAUACAAAUGGCCAUAAUACGCAGAUCUGUAAGCGUAACGAAUUUAAGAUUAUAUAAUAAAGCGCGAGAGUAUAUUAGAUGUGUGUGUAUGUAUGCGCGGAUGUGUGUAAGAUUGCGAAUGAAUAAAGGAGAAGUGUGUGAAAAAUGAAACUAAUUACUAGCCUUUAAGAGGAAAAAAAGCACCUUGUCGUAAGUUUAUAUAGCAUAAAGGUACCGCUGAGUCAUACCGACCAGAGUAUCAGAUUGUUGUUUACUUUAAUCCUUUUACAUUUUCACACAUAUAUCUCGAUACAAGCGAAUCAAUUUUUAAUAGAUUUUUGUUCGCUCAUAUACACAUACAUGCAUCAUGAGAGCUUAAUAAAAAUGAUAUAAUCAUUUCGAAGGUUGAAAUUGUGAUAAUGUUUUUCGUGCGCCGUGGCUGAACCAUAUAAUGUUUGAGUACUCGGUAUAGCACAGCGGUCGGUCAGCUACAUACAUGCGAAAUGCGAACGCUAUCAUUCUCAUUUUCUUCCCUGUAUUACGCAGAGCGAGUGUUAUAUAAGUCGUUUGCAGAGCGGCGGUUAUAACGAAGGAGGAUGUAAUCCGUGAAAGACGUUGGUUCGUGUCGUGUUCACGUCGUACCCAUCGCGUCCAUAUAGUGCGGAAGAUCCUAGAGCGAGAAAGAACAGAGUCGCAAUGCGAGGAAAGCGAGUAAAGAUUUCGUACACUUUUUUUCUGAGAAAAGAAACAAGAAAAAUGAUUACGUCAUAUAUCUUGAAUGAUACGCAUCGCAUCUUGUUCCUCUCAUUUUCUGCCCGCACACUCUGUCGAGUCAUUUUUCUGCCGCGAAAUUCGCGCGAUCGACACAUAUCUUUAUGAAGAGAAGAGCGCAUCUUCCUCUUUAUGAAAGAAGAAAAAAUAGAGAUUUUAUCAAGCACUUGUGUGUGAAAGAUCAUCGCCCGAUGGUCUUUAAUUUCAGAUGAAUAUUCAUUCUGUCGGAAAAUUAAAAAAAAAAAAAAAAAAAAAAAAAAAAGAGUGUGCGGCAACUCGACACGAACAGAUUCUGAUCGCACUUUUCAUAUUCUUGUAAUCGUAGUCGAUAUAUCGAUCGAAGAGUGGGAUAGUAAGAGAAAAAAAAAAAAAACAGAAUGUAAAUAAGAUUUAUCUAGUAGCUAUAGUGCCUAUAUCCUAAAAAGAGUAGAUCGAUAACGCUCCCUGAAUUUCACCCUACUCCCUUCAUCUCCCUCCCGCAUCUUUCCACAUUGUCCUUUCAUCCUUCAAACACAAGACGUCCCCUAUUCACGACCUUCUCUAAAAUCAAUUUUCCCUUCCCCCUAUAUCCUCAUAAUCGAAACAUUCCUCAUCCUCCGAACCAACCACCACCGAAUCCCUUUCUCCCAUGUCACACGAUCCCUUCUUCCACGCGUCCCAAGAAAAAAAAUUGUUAUAAAACGGAAAAUGGCCAAAAAAUAUUUUUUAUUUUUCAUACCCACUUGUAUGUAGGAUAUAUAACGAUAUAUUUUUUUGACACGGUUGAGGAGACAUGGAGAUUGCGAAGAAAGGGAAGCGGCCGUAUCGCAUUCUCGAUCGCUCUCUCGUUUGAAAUUGUUCCGAGAGAGAUAUCGGGGGAUGCGAUAGCUUUUCUUUCAUUUCUUGCGUUUGGUGCGAUAUCUUACUGCUUAGUAUUAGACGUUUUUGUAAACCGGAAUCGCUCUUCAGUUCAGCGAAAGAGAGAGAGAGAGAGAGAGAAAACGUUUGAAAACAAGGGCUAAAAUCCACUUGAUAACGAGCUCACGUACGAUUUUCCAUUCUGUUAUAGAAAAAUAUUCAGCACGCGCAUUUUCCCGUUAUUUUUUUUUUCUUGUAAAGAAAAUGUAACGAAUUGAAAUUCUUUUCAAUUUUAUUGUAAGAUUUGACCGAUAAAAUUAAAUUUUCGCCGUGUCAUCGAUAUCUUUUUCAUGUAUGUAAACGGGAGCGAUUGUCGGAUUCUAAAUGUUACAUUGCAAGUCACAGGAGCAGUGAGCAGGAGGCGCUAAUUUUUUGACGUACUUUUAUUCGUAUUUAAGUGGCGCGCGUUUUAGCCUAGCGAAACAUGUAAAUGUCGAGACUGGAUAUUACGAACGUACAAAAGAACCUUUAUUAUACCUAAACUAUGUAGAACAUGUUGAUCGCUCCACGAUUCAUAAUCGUCGCGUCCAAAAAAA